Molecule: messenger RNA, 3068 nt
Organism: Myxocyprinus asiaticus (Chinese sucker)
Lineage: Eukaryota; Metazoa; Chordata; Actinopteri; Cypriniformes; Catostomidae
Product: capZ-interacting protein-like
Exons: 7
Coding region: 174-1100 (308 amino acids)
Source: RefSeq, a predicted model, not a curated record
UGUAAGAGUCAGACCUAAAUAUAUCCGCCGACCACCCUCUUGAGCUCUGAGAGAAAGAGAGAGAGAGAGCGCGCGCUCAUGUAAAGAGAGGGAGAGAGAGCGCGAGCGUCACUUUAGCAAGUGUCACCCCAAAACAACGACAAAAGUUGAGGACACGCAAACAUCGCUGGAAGAUGGAGCAACAUUCUAUUGUAAAAAAGCCAUCUGUGGCCGAACUAGCUGGGAAAUUCAGUUGUCAAAUACCUCAUUUGACAGAUGCUGAAGUGAACAAGCCUGUGAGGAGGAGGCCCCCACGCUCACUGCAGCUACCUGCCAAUAAUGAUGCAGGUCAAGGACAGGAUGAGAAAGGGGCAGCAACAACAUCACCCAGAAAGAAUAGAAACUCUGCCCUCAUUGAGAAACUACAGGCCAGUCUUACACUGUCUCCAACGGCCCCACCGACCUUUCCCAAGGGUGUGGGGGUGGUGAAGUUACCGGUGUCGCCCAGCUCCCCCAGCAGUCCCUCUAGUCCUUCUGUAACUCUCACGCCCAAACAGGAGGAAGCUCCUGCUAGCUUUGAGGAUCCUGCUGAAGGAAACAUUCUCAAAAGCAUCAACAAGGGUAGAGCUCGCCAUUCCAUCAAGCGCCGACCACCAUCUCGCAGACACAGGAAGUCCAGCACAGAUGAAGGCGGAGAAGAGGUGGAUAAGACAGCCUCAGCUGCCCUUGAACACACAACUCCAAACGGGCAUGAGGGAGAUGUGUUUGAGGAGCAGAAGGCAUCUGACAGUGCCAGCACAGCAUCGUUGUCCUCAAAAGAACAGACUGUGCUAGAAACUACAUCAACAGAUUCAGAAAAGACAAGUACAAAAGAGGCAGAACCAGAGGAGAAAGUGGAGACUGUGACUUUGGAAAAGAAAGAAGGAGAAGAAGAAGAAGAAAAGACAGAACAAGAGAAAAAGGAAGAGAAACGUGACGAAGAACCGCAGUUAGCCGACAACACAGAGUCUACAGUGCAAGAAGAUGCAUGUGAAGAGCCAGUCACACAACAUACAGAACCUGACACAACAACAGAUGAGAAAGAACAGGAACAGAAAGAAGAAGAGGAAGUAAAGCAUUAGAGCCAAGCGUGCUCUACAUAGAGAAGAAAGUUCAAAUCAACUGCUACACAACAAACAACUUCUCAAAACUCACAGCAAGGAAAAGAAAUAAUGUGAAGAACUUGGUCAUAGAAUAACUGCAGUCAUAUGCCAAAUGCUCAUAAUUCUCUGAAUGUACAAGUGAAACCCUCAGGUGCAGAGAACAACAGUCCAUCCCCCCCCCCCGGUACAGUUUUAGUAAUAACAGUUCUGUUCUGGGCUGCUGGUAUGAAAUUGGAUAUAACAGAUUUGUUUGAUUUUAGAUAUACUUUUUGGCUUUUGUAUAUAAUUUUUAGUCCCCACUAUUUUUAUUCUGUUUAUGUUGUUCAUAAUUGUAUUCCUUUACUCAGUUGAUCUUGCGCUUUUGAGUCUUGCUAAAAACUAUCCAAAAAUAUCCAAAAAUAAUUAACCUGUUACUUGUCUAUCCAAAGCGUUGGCUGUGAAACAAAUAUAAAAAUGUAUAAUUAAAUAUGCAUUUUAAGAUUUGUAUUAUGCAGUAUCAUUAAAGGGAUAGUUCACCCCAAAAUGAAAAUUCUCUCAUCAUUUGCUCACCCUUAUGCCAUCACAGAUGUGUAUGAAUUACUUUCUUCUGCCAAAUGUCUUCUGAAGCGAUCCAGUUGGUUUUGGGUGAGAAAAGACAAAAAUGUAACUCCUUUUUCACUGUACAUCUUGCCAUUGCAGACUCUAAGCAUGAUCAUGAUUUCAAGCUCGUUUACACUUCCUAGUGCUUAAAGCAUGCGCAGAGCGCUAGAUGGCGCUAUAGUAAGUGUAAUCAAGCUUGAAAUUAUGAUCACCAAGGAGACUGGUUUCAAGAUGUACAGUGAAAAAGGAGUUAUAUUUUGGUCUGUUCUCAAACGAAACAAACUGGAUCGCUUUAGAAGACAUUGAUCAAACCACUGAAGUCUGAUGGAUUAUGUUUAUGCUGACUUCAUCUCCUUUUUGGAGCUUUUGGAGGUCUGGUCACCAUUCACUUGCAUUGUGAGGACCUAGAGAGCUGAGAUAUUCUUCUAAAAAUCUUUAUUUGUGUUCAGCAGAAAAAAGAAAGUCACACACAUCUGGGAUGGCAUGAGGGUGAGUAUGAUGAGAGAAUUUACAUUUUUGGGUGAACUAUCCUUUUAUGGUGGAAAGUUCUUUCUUUCAAUAAGUGUCAGUUGAGGUCGUGAUCCUGUAGCUGGUCCCAAUCUGUCUUUUGGCAGACUAUAUGUAGAAAUCUGAUGUUAAAUAUUUUACAUGUAAAUGAUGCUAAAAUUAUUCAUUUCAUAUUUCUCUGUAAAAUACAUCUUUUAAUCAGGACAUUUGCAGAUUUUCCAGCAUUUUCCUCAUGUCUAUGCUGACCUCAUGGAAACUCUAGUGAGGUAUAGAUUAUCAUUUAAAUAGAACAUUUCUUCUCGUUCCUCAAUAAGCUUGUAUUCUCUUUUUUAAUAUUGUAAAUGAACAAAUCACACUAGUAUAUUUAAAUAACUGCAAAAUGGCAAAGGUCCUGCUGUGCUAAUAAGUGAAAGGAUUCAGAAAUGUUUAGCAGUUGCGAUCAGAUAUUCAAGGUCAGUGGAGGAAGGAUUAAGGUGGAUCAACUCAUGUUUCCUACUCAGGACCGCACUGAAAUAAUCCAGGACUCCUUGGUUUCAUCCUAUUGCUCAUAAUAUCAUAGCAGUCGAGUGUGACAUAAUAAAAUAAUUUGAAACUAAUGAGGCAAUGUAACGAGCUCUGUUAGGAAAUAACAAGAGUUAAAUGUUUUAUAUGUGAUUAUUGGGUAGAAAUUAGGCCUGUUUAUUUUUUUGUGUUUUGAUUGCACCAUGUCCAUAAUAUUAAUUGAAUUGAAUUAUGAAUGAUCAUGUUACCAUUGGUUAUUUGCCUUGCUACUAUAUAACCUCAUCGUAUAGGAUAAAUAAUAUCGAUAUGCACACUUAUAUGUUUAUCCAACCAUCUCUUUAAAUUUUCCUGUUCCAUCAA